Penicillium crustosum is the source of this 1089-nucleotide messenger RNA. RefSeq names its product serine-rich protein. The coding region runs from base 1 to 1089 and encodes 362 amino acids. Lineage: Eukaryota; Fungi; Ascomycota; Eurotiomycetes; Eurotiales; Aspergillaceae. The transcript has 3 exons. The record is from RefSeq and is a predicted model, not a curated record. Gene Ontology annotation, molecular function: DNA-binding transcription activator activity, RNA polymerase II-specific. Gene Ontology annotation, biological process: regulation of transcription by RNA polymerase II.
AUGGAUGUCCGCAGUGCAAAAAAAGACGUAUUAAGUGCGAUGAAAGACUACCGCGAUGUGGUCACUGUGAAAGGCGGAACCAAUAUUGCGAAUAUGAACUUCUGGGAUAUCCACCCAAAAGAGUCUCUGCACCCAAAGCUUCUGAGCCAAAACCCACGUACAGAUGUCCAGCUUUACGUGACCAUCAACCUCGGGCAGAUGGAGUUGUUUCAUCAUUAUUUGACCAGCACCUCACUCUCCCUUAAUGACAAAGGCCAAGAAGAUCAGAUGUGGCGCGUGGUUGUCCCACGGCAAGCCAUGGCUCAUGAAUAUCUGAUGCAUGCUAUCUUCGCGAUGUCCGCUCUACAUAUCGUUCAUCUUCGUGGGUCAGGAGAUUCAACACGCUCAUAUAUGACACUCGCUCAAAUUCAUCAUGAAAAAUCAGUACAACUUUUUUCUUCCAACGUUACGGAAAUUAAUUCAUCUAAUUACACCGCCACGCUUUUGUUCUCGAGCAUGCACCUGAUGUUCUCCUGCUGUGUCAUGCAUGUAUCGGGUAAUAAACAGCCUGGCGAGCAUAUUGACAGUCUGGUAACUAUUUUGACUGCCUCGCGAGGCUACUGGGGUCUUUUCAGCUCCGUCCAAAGAUUAACAGAGAAUAUGCCACAAGGCGAGCGUUCAUUUCUUAGCCCACCUGGACUCGUGGUUGAAGACUCUGUCAUUGAAUCUCUGACUGCAUUAGCGAAUUCUAACGCAAUGUCCAUGCAGUCCAGAAGAACAACGUCGAUAUACCAGGACGCUAUCAGUCGCUUGAAAUCCUGUCUGGUUAGCGGAUUGGCACUUCCCAGAAUCUUUUGGUCUCUGUCCAUGAAUGACAAUUACAUGGAACUCUUGCGACAGAGACAGCAGAUGGCUCUGAUAAUCUUGGCUUAUGGGUGUUCUUUGGCAAAUUAUGCACCGCGCCGAUGGUUCUUGCAGAAUUGGGCCGCCGACGUGAUCAAGUCUAUUAUGGUUCUUGUCGAUCCCAUCUUCAGUCUGGAAAUGAAAUGGCCGCUUGGGCAGGUUGAUCUUUCAAGUGGUGAGCUUUCAGAUGUUCUGGUUUCUGUUUAA